Messenger RNA from Camelus dromedarius (Arabian camel), 1088 nucleotides. Its product is annotated as olfactory receptor 4F4. The transcript has 2 exons. Bases 63 to 1088 code for a protein of 341 amino acids. The record is from RefSeq and is a predicted model, not a curated record. Gene Ontology annotation, biological process: G protein-coupled receptor signaling pathway. Gene Ontology annotation, molecular function: olfactory receptor activity; G protein-coupled receptor activity. Gene Ontology annotation, cellular component: plasma membrane. NCBI's taxonomy places the organism in Eukaryota, Metazoa, Chordata, Mammalia, Artiodactyla, Camelidae.
UUGCGUGCAUUUUGAAAGCCUUUAUGUAACAAACCAUAGAAGGUCAUUCAAGUGUGAGCAGAAUGACACGAAAGGAGGAAUUUGAAUAUAAUAAUACUGACUUUCCUCUCACUCCCUUUUCCAAGGUAACUACAGAGGCUAUUUCCUGGAAUGAAUCAAUGAGUGAAACAAAUCACACCAUGGUGACUGAGUUCAUUUUCCUGGGACUAUCCAAUUCUCAGGAACUCCAGAUUUUCCUAUUUGUGUUCUUUCUUGUGUUCUAUGUAGGAAUUGUGUUUGGAAACCUUCUUAUUGUCAUAACUGUGGCUUCUGACUCCCACCUUCAAUCACCCAUGUACUUCCUGCUGGCCAACCUCUCACUCAUUGAUCUGUGUCUGUCCUCAGUCACAGCCCCCAAGAUGAUUGCUGACUUUUUCAGUAAAUGCAAAGUUAUCUCUUUCAAGGGCUGCUUUGCUCAGAUAUUUCUCCUUCAUUUCUUUGGUGGGAGUGAGCUGGUGAUCCUUAUAGCCAUGGCCUUUGACAGAUAUGUCGCAAUCUGUAAACCCCUUCGCUACACUACAAUUAUGCGUGGCAAUGUAUGUGUUGGCAUUGUGGCUGUUGCAUGGGGAACUGGCUUCCUCCACUCAGUGAGCCAGUUGGCCUUUGCUGUGAACUUACCUUUCUGUGGUCCCAAUGAGGUGGAUAGCUUUCAUUGUGACCUGCCUAGGGUCAUCAAACUCGCCUGUACAGACACCUAUAGGUUAGAUAUCAUGGUCAUUGCUAACAGUGGUGUGCUCACUGUGUGUUCCUUUGUUCUCCUAAUCAUCUCAUACACUGUCAUCCUCAUGACCAUCCAGUAUCUCCCUUCUGAGAGGUCAUCCAAGGCUAUGUCCACUCUGACUGCUCACAUCACAGUAGUUCUUUUGUUCUUUGGACCAUGUAUCUUCAUUUAUGCCUGGCCAUUUCCUAUCAAAUCAUUAGAUAAAUUCCUUGCUGUGUUUUAUUCUGUGGUCACUCCUCUUUUGAACCCAAUUAUAUACACACUAAGGAACAAAGACAUGAAGACUGCCAUGAGACGUCCAAUUAAAAGGCAGUGGCUGAAUGUAUAA